AACUUUAAUCUAUCACUUAUUUCUUUUUAUUGGGUUUAAAUAAACAGGCUCAGUAGAAUUCGGGUAUCUUACCCGUUGCUCCGAUUGGUUUAGAAAAACAUCCAACAGAUAGAAACCCUUAAAUGAAACCACCAUUCUUAGCUUUUUUUUUUUUUUUUUUUUUCAUUUAAUAAACCACAAAUUUCGAACAAUAGAUAAGCGCUUCUUUGAUCCACCCUCAUUCCUCAGUAAGCACCCAGAUUCUGCCUGUAUGUGUGGUCAAACAUUUUCCCAAUGCUUUACCAUGUCAAGGGAUAGAAAGUUAGAUGGUUUGCCUCUUGGCUUGUUUUUGCUUCUUUGAAUAAGUGAAAUGGAAAGGAGAAGAGGAAUAGAUGACUAUGAACCAGGACCAGUUCCUCCACAAAGACCGUUGGACAGAUUUGGGUUUAUAAAGCAGGAAGUUGGUGGCAGCACUCCGGAAGGUUUACCGAAGAGUAGGUUAGUCGCUGAUUACGAAAGGGAAGCUAGAAGAGUUAGAAAAUGGAGGAAAAUGAUUGGGGUUGGUGGGAGUGAUUGGAAACAUUAUGCAAGGAGAAAGCCUCAUGUUGUCAAACGACGUAUAAGAAAAGGAAUUCCUGAUUGUUUAAGGGGUCUUGUUUGGCAGUUGAUAUCUGGAAGUCGAGACCUUUUGCUGAUGAACCCAGGGGUUUAUGAGCAACUUGUAAUUUAUGAGACAUCUGCUUCUGAACUAGAUAUAAUCCGGGAUAUAUCUCGCACCUUUCCCUCACAUGUUUUCUUUCAGCAGAGACAUGGCCCUGGUCAAAGGUCCCUUUACAAUGUUUUGAAGGCAUACUCUGUCUUCGAUAGAGAUGUCGGCUAUGUUCAGGGAAUGGGUUUUUUAGCAGGUCUUUUGCUUCUUUAUAUGAGUGAAGAGGAUGCAUUUUGGUUAUUGGUUGCAUUACUAAAAGGAGCUGUUCAUGCUCCUAUGGAAGGAUUAUAUCAGGUGGGGCUGCCUCUUGUACAACAAUACCUGUUUCAAUUUGACCACUUGGUCAGAGAGCAGUUGCCAAAGUUGGGUGAGCAUUUUAGCCAGGAGAUGAUAAAUCCAAGCAUGUAUGCUAGCCAGUGGUUCAUAACUGUAUUCUCAUACUCAUUUCCGUUCCCUUUGGCUCUUCGAAUAUGGGAUGUGUUUCUCUAUGAGGGUGUCAAGAUUGUCUUUAAAGUUGGGUUGGCCCUUCUAAAGUACUGCCAUGAGGACUUGAUAAAAUUAUCCUUUGAGAAACUCAUUCAUGCUUUGCGUAACUUCCCGGAGGAUGCAAUGGAUCCAGAUACGUUGCUGCCUAUGGCAUAUUCGAUCAAGGUAUCAAGGAGCUUAGAAGAUUCAAAAGAUGAGUAUGAGAAGCAAAAUAGAAAGCACAUACAAUCUACAGAAUUGAUAGGGAAAGCAUAAACAGCUGCAUUGAAUGUCUCCCAUCAAAAGGCAGGUUACGCUACUAGACUACUUGUGUAUUUCAAUUAUUUUUUUUCCUUAUAUUAUGUUUAGAAUGGAUUGCCAAAUACCGACUUGUUGUUAGGCUAAUCGUUCCUUAAUUUCUCUUUUUUUUGGGGAUGAUGGAGGUGUACGAAUUAUCAUCAUCAAUUGCUUUUUCCUUUCAUGAA
Durio zibethinus is the source of this 1638-nucleotide messenger RNA. RefSeq lists its product as uncharacterized. Gene Ontology annotation, molecular function: GTPase activator activity; small GTPase binding. Gene Ontology annotation, biological process: regulation of GTPase activity. The record is from RefSeq and is a predicted model, not a curated record. NCBI's taxonomy places the organism in Eukaryota, Viridiplantae, Streptophyta, Magnoliopsida, Malvales, Malvaceae.